Molecule: messenger RNA, 1494 nt
Organism: Paraphaeosphaeria sporulosa
Lineage: Eukaryota; Fungi; Ascomycota; Dothideomycetes; Pleosporales; Didymosphaeriaceae
Product: MFS general substrate transporter
Exons: 3
Coding region: 1-1494 (497 amino acids)
Biological process (GO): transmembrane transport
Molecular function (GO): transmembrane transporter activity
Source: RefSeq, a predicted model, not a curated record
AUGGGCGCUUGGCUCACAUCGGUGUACAGUCUCGGCGGAACUGUCGCAUUUAUGGUCUGUGGCGCCAACAGUGAUCUAUUCGGUCGAAGAGCUUUUAUUCUCCUUGGGAACAUUCUCAUGAUUGUCGGCUCGAUCGUCGGAGCAACUUCACAUUCGAUCGGACAGUCAAUUGCUGCCCACACGCUGUUCGGUCUCGGUGGAGGUAAUUGCCAGAUAGCGGCGUUCGCGCUGCCCGAACUAUUGCCGAACAAGUGGAGGCAUAUUGGAGUCGUGAUUGCAGACGCUGGGAUAUAUUUCGACGUCAUCGUGGGCCCCGUUGUGUCUCGCAUAGCUUACAAGCAUAAUGCCUGGAGAUGGGGAUAUUGGGCUGUCACCAUAGUCCAGGGCAUCUCUUGUGCCAUCCUACUGUGCUUUUACUUCCCACCAAAACACCCGCGUGGCAUUCCUUGGGGUGAGGCACUACGGAAUCUCGACUAUGUCGGCAUGGUCAGCUUCACAGGAGCAGCUGUUAUGAUUCUUUCCGGGAUCGUCUAUGUGCAGCUUGUGCCAUCAAACUCGCCUGAAGUAAUUGGUCUAUUGGUAGCAGGAUUUGCAUGCCUCGUCUUCUUCGCCGCCUGGGAGACCUUUGCAAGACCCAAAGAAGCCCUUGCGCCAACAAGGCUCUUCACCGCCAACAAAGGGCGGCGUCUCACCGCGCCGUUCAUCUGCGGCUUCGUUGUAACCAUGUUCUACUACGCGAACAACAUCACCUGGCCGACGAUGCUGGGCGUGUAUUUCACUUCAGCAAUAACACCGCCGCACAUCGUCUACUUGUUCGCGACAGUGCAAGGAUUUGGCAUAUUCACUGGGGCCAUGCUACUAGCAUUCUUCGGCAAGCGCAUCCAGCACUGGCGGUGGCAGAUGGGUGUCCCGAUCAUGAUCAUGACCUUCUUCGGAGCCAUGCUCGCCUACGUCACUCCAGAACGAGAGAGCUGCGGCAUCGCUUUUGCUUUUCUUUCGUCCACGGGCUAUGGCUACGCGCAGUAUCUCUCGAUCGCGUACAUCCAAUUUGGUGCCGAUCAAACGGAGCUAGGUAUAUCAGGAGGACUUGCAGGCGUGGCUAGAUAUUCGGGAGGUGCUGUUGCCGUCACCUUGUUCUUGACAAUCUUGAACACGGUACAAACUAGUUGGGCAUCUAUUCAUGUUGUUGCGGCGGCAGAAGCGGCUGGAGCAUCGCCUGCGACAGCGAGCGCGGUUCUUGCAGCGCUUCCUUUGGGAGCUGCUGCCCUAGAGAAGGUUCAAGGUUUGACCACCGCAAUUGCGGAAGCGGCCGGAGCAGCCUUUGUGCAGAGUUAUGUGGAAGGCGUCAAGAAGGUAGCAUUUGCCUCACUUGGGUUUGGAGGUCUUGCGAUCAUUGCUUGCUUUUUCUUAGAAGAUAUCGGGCCCAAGAUGAACGAUCAGAUUGAAGUCUUCUUGGAGAACGACGUUCAGGCCGAGAAGAAUGUGUAUCACUGA